AGAAGGUCUACUGGUGCCAAACAGCCCUCCCAUGAAGAGGCCAGCUUCUAAGACACCAGAGCAGUGUGCCCCUAUGAGACUCCGAAUUCUGAGGAAUGGAGAUAAGAAAAACAGCAAAUCCCUCGUUAUGGGCCCAGACAUCUUACCAGGAUGGAAAUCACAAACUGUUAAUGCUGAAAGGAAGGAGAAAAGCCAUGCUGCAAACUAUUCUGAAACAGAAAGAAACCAGAUUGAAUUUCACCACCUUUUGGAGAGAUGCACUGAAAUUUUAAAUUUACCUUCUGCUGCUCGGAGACUUUUCAAUGAAAAGGGGAGGGAAAUUUUUUCCCUGAAUGACCUACAGAGAGAUGAACAGGUAUAUGUUUCAUGUGGAGAACACUGGAUUAACCCUGACCUCUCCAUUGCUCAACAAAGGAAGCAAGUCUUCCUCAGGAGCCUUGAGCUUGAUGUUUCCAAGAUUAAAACCUUUUGCAGCAUGCGCAAGGUGGAAGCUCUUGUUUUAGAAGUUCAAGGUGACCUUGUGUCUGGGGGCAAGCUUGCUGUGAAUAAACCUGUAGUCAUUCUUGAAGAAGAGAAGCAAGUGAAAGGACCAGAGGGAACUCAGAUGCAAAAUGCUGCUUUAAUACCAGGAAAUGCUUCCAGAGACACUCUAGAUUCACAUGCGAGAGCCCAUCUCCGCAUGGAAGCCUGUUGCCGGAUGCUUAAGUAUGCUUGGCAAGACCCAUCAUACAACCUUAAAGAUGAUGGCAGCCUUCCCAAGAAAAUGGAAAUAGAGCCCUUUGAAAAUGUGCAGCCCCAGAAGAAACACAGCCAUUUCCCAAAGCAUAGUAAAUUGAAGAAGCUAUGUCGUCAGGAGUUUGAAUAUAGAGACGGGCAAAUCAUCAGCCUAGGUGCUCCUCAGCUGGUUCUGGGUGUACAAGGCUCAAAACUCCGGUCAGGCACAGAGGUAGUUUUGAUGGAGAAGAAAUCCAAUGACGGUCACCAACACUGGACACACAAGGAAGAAAGCAGGACUAUUCACCUAGUGAGUAACCCCAACCUUGUGCUGGCAGUGUCUAUGACCAAGGCUCAAAAUGAAGCCCAUGGCUAUCCAGUUAUCAUUCAGAAGUAUAAGCCAUAUGGCAAUGGGGCUGCCAAUCAAAAGUGGCAUUACAUGGAAAAUACGAGAACAUUUAUAGCCUUUCACAGCACUGCCCUGGAUAAGGAAGUCACAGCAGCGAAUUCCUCUGGCCUUUGUACAUCAUCUGUCACUAAAGAAAACAUUGAUCAACCUGGAUACUGUUACCUCUCACCUGAUGGAAAGAAAAAAAUGAUGCUCUGCCUGGCUUGCGGACAGUCCAUGAGGGCAGGGAAGGGGCUGAAACAGCUGCUUCCCGGCGUUCCAUUCUUCUGUGUUUCAGGGUCUGAGCAGAAGUCCUUGGCACGGAGGCCUUUCAAGGUCAUCAGCAUUGCCAAGGCUGAUUUAUCUUCUUAUGAAGCUGAAAACACUCUAAAGCAUUAUGAAGAACGUCUGUCAUCUUUAUGGAUGAAGACACACGCAUGCACCACUUCUCACAGUGGUGUGGUAGCUUCCUACCACACCUACCAAAAGGCAGUGAAAAUAAUCGCAUACAAAAAUGGGGAUGGAUAUCGGAAUGGGAAGUUAAUUGUGGCUGGAACCUUCCAUGGGCUUCUUGCAGAAUGCACAGAACGACUUGGACUCGCUAGAGCAGCCUCUAAAGUCUACACCAGAGAUGGAAGCAACAUCCUCACUUUGCAUGGCUUGAUUCUGUGGGCUGUAGGUGAGACCCUUAGCCAGAGAGACCCCAAGGAGCAAGAGAGCAGCCCAGAUUCUGUUGGGACAGAAGAGACAGCUGUUCAAAAUGCAGAAGAAAACUCAAGAAUGAAAAUGGAAAACAGAUUGGAUUGUUUGGAGGGCAUAGAUAAAUCUUUGCUUGCUCAGAUCCUCAAAAGUCCUAUUGCCAUUUGGGUGUCUUGUGGUGAACCAUUUCUGCCCCUAAAUGCUCCACAGAAAUCAGAAAAAUUAAAGAAACAAAACUGGCUGAAAAGGAAUCAAAUUUUGGCUGAUUUAGACACCAUGAGACACAAGAUGCGGCAGUUGAAAGGGCGGCGAGUAGCAGCAUGUCAACCAGCCACCAUGGUUCCCACCCAAAGCCCUCUGCAGCCAGUGGUGGUCGAAGGAGGCUGGACUGAGCAGACUCAGGAGGAAAUGCAGCUCAUGGAACUUAUAAGACAGACAGAGGCACAACUUUCGGAAGGCCAAGAACUGCAGUCCAGACGCUCUCUGAUUGCAACUCCAUGUAAAGUAACCCAGCAGCAGCAAGGCCUGUACCAGGCUCCCCAAGUGAAACGAGUGUGGGCUUACCAGAAUGGAGGCAGACCUGACGAUGGCACUUAUGCCUGGGCCAGCACCAUUUCAGAGUUGCUGGAUGACUGCACUGCUCGUCUGAAAAUGUCCCACCCGGCCAAAGCCCUGUUCACCUCAAAUGGGGAGCUCAUUCAGUCAUGGGACACCAUAGAGAGGGAUAUGACUGUUUGUGUGUCUUCAGGACAUGGCUUUAUGACUUCAAAAGAAAAAAAGCAACUGAUGGAAGUCAAAGCAAAUUAUGCCAGAAUCCGAAGGCAGCAGGGCCCUGAAGCAACAGACAUUGUUCUGUCACCCUCCAUGAAGUUGCUAUCUCUCAUGCAGCUACACAAAUAAUUUCAGCUGGAACUUCAUAUCUUGUGCUGUAUUUUAUGGAUAUAGCUAUGUGUACAGUCGAAUAUGCUGGUUAUGGCAUGAUAAUUCUUUAUCCCUUUCAACUUGUACACAGUCUCUCUUUUAGUCCCAACCCCAGCAUUGAGAUUUGAACCUAGUUGUUGAACAUACACUUGAGCAGCGUGCUGCUGAGCUAUGCCUCCAGCUCCCUCAAACAGUCUCUUUUAAAGGUUGUUAGUGUCCACAUUUUAUGUGAAGUAGCAUUGGAUGCCUGAAGUCUGUUCCUGGAAAGGCAACAAAACCAGACAAAUAAUGCAAGUACGAUGACCAUCUUAGGUGAACUUUCUUCCAGAAAAUAAAAGCACAACUCCUAGUUAUUGAAAAGUAAUUUAGAAGGAUCAAGGGACAUACAUAUGUGUAUGUUUGUUGUGUAUGUAUAUAGAUAGGAAAUUGAUAAUAAAAAUGACUC
This is a messenger RNA of Cricetulus griseus (Chinese hamster), 3167 nucleotides long. Lineage: Eukaryota; Metazoa; Chordata; Mammalia; Rodentia; Cricetidae. The record is from RefSeq and is a predicted model, not a curated record.